Poecilia latipinna (sailfin molly) is the source of this 4256-nucleotide messenger RNA. It is a transcript of the gene zmiz1a, whose product is annotated as zinc finger, MIZ-type containing 1a. Gene Ontology annotation, biological process: protein sumoylation; regulation of transcription by RNA polymerase II. The record is from RefSeq and is a predicted model, not a curated record. Bases 442 to 3795 code for a protein of 1117 amino acids. Gene Ontology annotation, molecular function: zinc ion binding; SUMO ligase activity. Lineage: Eukaryota; Metazoa; Chordata; Actinopteri; Cyprinodontiformes; Poeciliidae. The transcript is spliced from 25 exons. Gene Ontology annotation, cellular component: chromatin.
AGCCAGUGUAAUCUGACACUUCAACUUGCCGUGCUCUACGGUAGUUGAUUCAGUCAGUCAGUCAGUCAGUCACACCGUCUUCGGGGUUCUCUCACGUCGUCUUUGUGAAGUGAAGGGAGCGAAGGAGCGGAGAGCCGUAAACACGCGGCGCGGAGGAACAAUACGCGGCUUUGCCUCUCAGCUUCGAGCAGAAAAUCUCCUCUUAAGGAGAGGUCAGCAUCGGACCGCGCGGGAGGAAUACAUGAAGGGCGGGGCGGGGGAGGGAGGCGGGUGCCAGCUGCAGCACGAGCGCCUCUGAGGUCACGCAGACUCGCUCUGUGAUUGAUGAAGUUUAAGAAGCAGAUUUGGCCUAACAGCAAACACAGGAGCCUCCUCAUUCGAAUCGAGUAAAACACACACACACAAAAAAACUUUUAAUGGAGUCCCGGUAGAGACGUCAAGAUGAACACGUUACCAUCAAUGGACCGGCAUAUCCAGCAGACCAACGACAGGCUGCAGUGCAUCAAACAGCACUUACAGAACCCGGCCAACUUCCACUCGGCUGCCAUGGAGCUGCUCGACUGGUGUGGAGAUCCCCGGGCCUUCCAGCGACCUUUCGAGCAAAGUCUCAUGGGAUGUCUGACGGUGGUGAGCCGCGUUGCCGCUCAGCAGGGGUUCGACUUGGACCUGGGCUACAGGUUGCUUGCUGUGUGCGCCGCCAACCGGGACAAAUUCACUCCUAAGUCUGCAGAAACCAGCACCUGCAGGAGAUGUCAGAGUGAUUCAGCUCUGCUGUCGUCGUGGUGUGAGGAGCUGGGCCGUCUCCUCCUGCUGCGUCAUCAGAAGAACAGGCAGAACGAACCACAGGGAAAAGUUCCCAUGCAGCCCAGCAUGACCAACAUGAAGCCUGGCCUCACACACAGUGAUGGAUCAUUUCCGUAUGACUCUGUACCCUGGCAACAGAACACCAACCAGCCCCCAGGGUCGCUGUCCGUGGUUACAACAGUGUGGGGUGUGACUAAUACGUCACAAAGUCAGGUGCUGUGUAAUCCUAUGGCGAACAGCAACAACCACAUGAAUCCCGGGGGAAACCACAUGGGAUCGGGUAUGUCGGCCAGCGCAGCAGGGCUCAGUUCGCCUCAGUUCAGCGCUCAGCAGCAGCAGUUCCCAAGCAAAGGAGGAUCCGGCCAGUCGUACAUGCAGCAGGGCAUGUACGGCAGGCCCGGCUACCCCGGUGGUCCUGGGGGGUACAGUGGAAGUUACUCUGGUGGCCCGAGCGCCCCUCCUGGCGGUAUGGGAAUGACGACACACACACGCCCCUCUGGUGACUUCACUCCCCCUGCUGCCGCAGCUGCUGCUGCAGCCGUAGCUGCAGCUGCUGCCACGGCCACGGCCACUGCGACUGCCACCGUGGCGGCUCUGCAGGAAACGCAAAAUAAAGAGAUGAACCAGUACGGACAGAUGUGCCCGUCGUUCCAGAUGGGCCCCGCACCAGCCUACAACAGCCAGUUCAUGAACCAGCCGGGCCCCCGAGGGCCUCCUGGAGGUAUGAACCCAGCCGCCAUGGGCUCAGGCAUGAACAACCCCAACAUGAGUGGCCCUCCAAUGGGCAUGAGCCAGGCUCGAACACCGGGCAUGGGGCCUUUUGGAGGUCCCAGUCAGAGGAUGCCUCAGCAGGGUUACCCUGGUGGGCCCCGACAAGGCAUGCCCAUGCAGGGGAUGAAGAGGCCGUAUCCCGGGGAGGGGAGUUACGGGGGUCAGCAGUACGGGCCAAACAGCCAGUUCCAGCCUCAGCAGGGACAGUACCCCUCAAAUGCCUCCAGGCCGCUGCCUUCCCCCAACUACCCCAGCCAGCGGAUGCCAGUGCAGCAGGGUCAAGGACAGUACCCCCCUGGCAUGCCCAUGAGCCAGUACUACAAGCAAGAACCAUUCAAUGGUCAGAACACUAGCUUCACUGGAGGCGGAUACUCCUAUAACCCAGGCAGUGGGCCCCCCAGGCCUGGUAACUACCCACACUCUCCAGUCCCUGGAAACCCAACUCCUCCCAUGACCCCAGGAAGCAGUAUUCCUCCUUAUCUGUCGCCAAACCAGGACGUGAAACCCCCCUUUCCACCCGACAUGAAGCCAAAUAUGACAGCACUUCCGCCCCCUCCGGGCAACCCAAACGAGGAGCUGCGGCUGACCUUCCCAGUCAGGGACGGGGUGGUGCUGGAACCGUUCCGCCUGGAGCACAACCUGGCUGUCAGCAACCACGUCUUCCAUCUGCGACCCUCCGUCCACCAGACACUCAUGUGGAGGUCAGACCUUGAACUCCAGUUUAAGUGCUACCAUCACGAAGACAGACAAAUGAACACCAACUGGCCGGCCUCGGUCCAGGUCAGCGUGAACGCCACGCCGCUCACCAUCGAGAGAGGCGACAACAAAACCUCCCACAAGCCACUGCACCUGAAGCACGUCUGCCAGCCGGGGAGGAACACCAUCCAGAUCACGGUCACCGCCUGCUGCUGUUCCCACCUGUUUGUGCUGCAGCUGGUCCACAGGCCAUCUGUGCGCUCCGUCCUCCAGGGGCUCCUGAAGAAGAGGCUUCUUCCUGCAGAGCACUGCAUCACCAAGAUUAAGAGGAACUUCAGCAGCGUAGCGGCGUCGGCGGGCAACACCACUCUCAACGGAGAGGACGGCGUGGAGCAGACGGCCAUCAAAGUGUCGCUAAAAUGUCCCAUUACCUUUCGACGCAUCCAGCUGCCCGCGCGGGGCCACGACUGCAAACACGUGCAGUGCUUCGAUUUGGAGUCCUACUUGCAGCUCAACUGUGAGAGAGGGACAUGGAGGUGUCCUGUGUGCAAUAAAACAGCAUUAUUAGAAGGUCUGGAGGUUGACCAGUAUAUGUGGGGUAUUCUUAAUGCCAUCCAAAAUUCAGACUUUGAAGAGGUCACUAUAGACCCCACAUGUAGCUGGAGGCCAGUUCCCAUCAAGUCUGAGCUGCACAUCAAGGAGGAUCCAGACGGACCCCUGGCCAAGCGCUUUAAGACUAUGAGUCCAAGUCAGAUGACCAUGCCCAACGUGAUGGACAUGAUCGCUCAGCUGGGGCCCGGUCCAGGACACGGACCGGGACCCGGGCAGGGGCCAGGUCCGGGUCCAAGUUCCUACCCCCACCAUCCUGGACAGCAUCCCAGCGGAAACGGAGAUUACCCCGGAGCAGGCAACAGCUACCACAAUCAAGGUAGCUUUGACUUCCCUAACGGGAACCCAUCCGCUGGCGGUGGCAUUGGAGGAGGAGGAGGAGGAGGAGGAGGAGGAGGUCCUCCCAUGAAUGAUUUCAUCCACGGCCCACAGCUCUCCCAUCCCCCUGACGGACCCGGUGGUCUUCUCCCCCAUGACAAGCCGCUUAGCCACGGCAUGAACGAUACAAUGUCCCAUUCAGAUCAGUCCCAUAACUCCAUGCAGCCGAGCAUGCAUGCGUCCCCGCACCCUGGCAGCCAAUCAGGGCCGCCCUUGCAUCACAGCGGCCAGUCAGGGCAGCCCCUGCAUCACAGCGCCCAAUCAUCACAGCCGCCUCGCCAGUCGCAGCCUCAGCCGCAGCAGCAGCCGCAGCCGCAGCAGCAGCACCCUGGCCAGAACAGCCAUCCCCACGGCGACCUGAGCUUUAACCCCUCCUCAGACACACAGAUGGCUCAGGGAGCUCAGGACAUGCCCGAACCCUCCCUGGAUCUGCUUCCAGAGCUAGCCAACCCGGAAGAGUUACUCUCCUACCUGGACCCCCCCGACCUUCCCUCCAACAGCAACGACGACCUACUCUCCCUCUUUGAGAACAACUAGCCCCUCCUCGCCCUCUUCCUGUGAACACUUGGAGCAGCUACCUGUUUUCACGCACACGGACUUGCUCGAACUGUUUCCGUGUUGAAGACGGGCGUGCGGCGCAGGAGCGCAGCUGUGAAGGAAGCGGGACGUCAACACUCGAUCCCUGCACUCCCCCCCCCCCACCUUUUUACUCAGCUUGUGUAAAGAUUCCACACACCAGUUCCACCUCCUCUGGCUGCACCAUUCGUAGCCAUGUUGGUGGGCAUUAAAUUGAUAUAAAAAUAUUUAUAUAUUAUAUACACAUACAUUAUAUGUGUAUAUGAGCAUAUAUAUAUAUACAUAUAUAUAUAUGUGACUUUUCAACUGAAAACUGUGCAGCUAUAAUCAUAUAUGACAACACGGAGGAGACAGAAGCCUUGUGUUGUUUGUGUUGUAGCUUUCUUUUCUUUUACAUUUAUUAUAUAUAUAUAUAUAUAUAU